Molecule: messenger RNA, 1188 nt
Organism: Galeopterus variegatus (Sunda flying lemur)
Lineage: Eukaryota; Metazoa; Chordata; Mammalia; Dermoptera; Cynocephalidae
Product: zinc finger protein 558-like
Biological process (GO): regulation of transcription by RNA polymerase II
Cellular component (GO): nucleus
Molecular function (GO): DNA-binding transcription factor activity, RNA polymerase II-specific; RNA polymerase II transcription regulatory region sequence-specific DNA binding
Source: RefSeq, a predicted model, not a curated record
UCUCCAGCUCGGUCCUCCCUGUACCUGACCUCUCAGCAGAAAGGACACACAGAGGAAGAAGGGCUGGUUGAUGAGCUCCUGACAGGCUGGUUACAGGACCUGGUGACCUUUGAGGAUGUGGCUGUGGAGUUCACCCAGGAGGAGUGGGCAUUGUUGGACCCUUCUCAGAGAACACUGUACAGGGACGUGAUGCUGGAGAACUGCAGAAACCUGGCCUCACUUGGGUGUCAUGUUGAUAAACACAGUCUGAUAUCCCAGUUGGAGCCAGAAGACAAUGAUGACAGAGGAAACCUCCCAGGCCCCUGUCCAGAUUUGGAGUCUCUACUUAAAGCCAAAUGGUUCAUGCCGAAGAAACAUGCUUUUAGAAAAGAACCGUCUAAAGGUGUAAAAGUGGUAAGACUACAGGAAAGAAGUUACCCUGGAGUGAAACUCAAUGAAUGUAAUCAGUGUUUUAAAGUCUUCAGCACAAAAUCUAACCUUACUCAGCACAAAAGAAUUCAUACUGGAGAAAAACCCUAUUACUGCAAUCAAUGUGGAAAAUUCUUCAGCAGUAGAUAUUACCUUGCUAUUCAUAAGAGAAUCCAUAAUGGGGAGAAACCCUAUGAGUGCAAUCACUGUGGGAAAGCAUUUAGUGAUCCCUCAUCCCUUAGACUCCAGAUGAGAAUUCACACUGGAGAAAAACCUUAUGAAUGUAACCAGUGUUUUCAUGUCUUUCGCACUAGUUGCAAUCUCAAAAGCCACAAGAGAAUUCAUACGAGGGAGAAUCACCAUGAAUGUAAUCAGUGUGGCAAGGCUUUCAGCACAAGGUCCUCCCUUACUGGGCACAAUACCAUUCAUACAGGAGAGAAACCUUACAAAUGCCAUGACUGUGGGAAAACCUUCAGGAAGAGCUCAUAUCUGACACAGCACAUGAGAACUCAUACUGGAGAAAAACCCUAUGAAUGUAGUGAGUGUGGAAAAUCCUUCAGCAGUAGUUUUUCUCUUACCAUGCACAAGAGAAUACAUACAGGAGAGAAACCCUAUGAAUGCAGUGACUGUGGGAAAGCCUUUAAUAAUCCCUCAGCUGUUAAGAAACACUUGAGAACUCACACCAGAGAAAAACCCUAUAAGUGUAAUCAUUGUGGAAAAUCUUUUACUAGUAACUCUUACCUUUCUGUGCACAAGAGUAUACAUAAUAGGUGGAUAUGA